CGAAAAGUUACCACUCGAUAGUUCAUCGCAAACCACAACCCACACGACCGCCACAAUGCCAUCCACACAUAAUGUAGAUAAGCCCUGGGAUACGGACGACAUUGACAAGUGGAAGAUUGAGCCCUUCAAGCCCGAAGACAACAAAGCCGGCGCAUUCACAGACGAGUCCCGCUUCAGCACCCUCUUUCCCAAGUACCGCGAGCAGUACCUCAAAGGAUCAUGGAAGUUCAUCACCCAAGCACUGCAGAGACUGGGCAUUGGCUGCGAGCUCAACUUAGUUGAGGGCUCUAUGACUGUAUGGACCACAAAAAAGACGUAUGAUCCAGCCGCAAUCCUAAAUGCACGCGAUCUCAUCAAGCUACUCGCUCGAAGUGUACCAGCGCCGCAAGCUAUCAAGAUCCUUGAAGACGAUGUGGCCAUGGACAUUAUUAAGAUUCGGAACUUGGUAGGCAACAAAGAGCGUUUUGUCAAGAGGAGACAGCGUAUCCUGGGACCUAAUGGAUCAACACUCAAGGCUUUGGAACUGCUCACUGAGUGUUAUCUGCUCGUACAAGGAAACACAGUGGCCUGUAUGGGUCCGUACAAGGGACUCAAGCAAGUACGGCGCAUCAUCGAGGACACCAUGCACAACAUUCAUCCCAUCUACGCUAUCAAAGAGCUUAUGAUCAAGAAAGAGCUUGCCAAAGAUCCCGAACUCGCUAAUGAGAGCUGGGAUCGCUUCCUGCCAAAUUUCAAGAAACGAUCUCUCAGCAAGCGUCGCAUACCUCACAAGGUCAACGACAAGUCGAAGAAGCCGUACACGCCAUUCCCACCGCCUCAGGAGAAGAGCAAGGUCGAUUUGCAGAUCGAGAGUGGAGAAUACUUCUUGGGCAAGCAUGCAAAGGAGAGGAAAGUUCAGGAAGAGAGGGAGGAGAAGAUGAAGGACAAGAUGGACGCCAAGAGGAAAGAGAGAAUGGCCGAGUAUGUGGCACCAGAAGAGGAUGGCGACAAGAAGAAGAAGAAGCGCAAGCGGGAAGAAGGCGAGGGAAAGGACAAGAAGAAAAAGAAGAAGCACAGUGCCGAGGGCGAGGCCAACGGCGAUGCAGCAUGAGACAUCUCCUUUUCGUAAAGUUCAUUGCGGAACAACAUAUCUGCAUUCUUUUCUCUUUAUGCUACGUUAAAUUCUGAGAAGUCAGGGUCGUGUCGACUGCAUGGCGGGAUAAAAGUACAGCAGUCUGAGCGACACUCCAUAGCAUUGUUAGGUGUUUAGGUUAUUCUGAUAAGUUGAAAUACCCAUUUUCUCUUUGCUCG
Messenger RNA from Bipolaris sorokiniana ND90Pr, 1290 nucleotides. RefSeq lists its product as uncharacterized. Gene Ontology annotation, molecular function: RNA binding. Lineage: Eukaryota; Fungi; Ascomycota; Dothideomycetes; Pleosporales; Pleosporaceae. The record is from RefSeq and is a predicted model, not a curated record. Gene Ontology annotation, cellular component: small-subunit processome; nucleolus. Bases 56 to 1090 code for a protein of 344 amino acids. The transcript is spliced from 2 exons.